Molecule: messenger RNA, 841 nt
Organism: Nezara viridula (southern green stink bug)
Lineage: Eukaryota; Metazoa; Arthropoda; Insecta; Hemiptera; Pentatomidae
Source: the annotation of a GenBank genome assembly
AUGGUGGUAGUUACAAGUUUACCUCCACCAUCUCAUGGAGUUCGCCAUGAACAACCAUCUAUCAAGGCUUUUAUUAAUGACAGAGAACUUGGCAAGGGUACGUUGUACAUAGCUGAAAGCCACCUAUCAUGGGUGAACAGCGGCUCUGGCCAAGGUUUCUCAUUGGAAUAUCCUCAUAUCAGCAUACAUGCUGUUUCUCGUGACAGGAGGGUAUAUUCAGAUGAUUGCUUGUAUUUAAUGAUCGAUACAGAUAUAGACUUUGCAGGUAGAAAUCAAAAUAAUGAUCAAGAUGUAAAUGAAGAAGAAAGUUUGACCGAGCUUAGGUUUGUUCCGGAAGACAAGUCUUGUUUGGAUGCAAUGUUUUCAGCAAUGAGUGAUUGUCAGGCACUCCAUCCAGAUUCUCAAGAAAGCCACUCUGAAGAUGAAGAAGAAGAUGAAGAGAAUGGUGAAGGUGAAGAAGAAGGGGAUUAUGAUGAAUAUUUAGAAGCUGAAGGAAAUGGGUUUCAUUCCGGGCACAGGGAAAUAGAAAUGGAUGUAGACGAAGGCCAAUUUGAUGAUGCAGAUACUCCUAUUGAAGAAUAAAAAUGGAAUAUUUUGUGAAUGUUAUUUGUUUUGACUAAUUAUAUUUGUUUUAUAAUUUAAUGAUACUUGGUAGCUGUUACACUACUGCCAUUUUGAAGAACAUAUUUAAUAUGUUCUACUGUUAAAAAUAUAUAUGUUUUAAAUGUGCCUUGAAAACUUUUAUUGUGGUACAUUUUUUGUAUGUUCAUCCAUAUUGGAUCUAAAUAAAAUAUAAUUACUUCUUUUUCCUUUUUAUUUUUAAAUAAAGCCUAUAAGUUUU